Molecule: messenger RNA, 982 nt
Organism: Rotaria sp. Silwood2
Lineage: Eukaryota; Metazoa; Rotifera; Eurotatoria; Philodinida; Philodinidae
Source: the annotation of a GenBank genome assembly
GGGUAUGGAGAAGAUUUAUGCACUUUGUCACCUAUUUCGUCACCACUGUAAGAGAAAAGCGUAUAAAUAACACAACAAGAGCUGUUUUUAUUCAUUAUUUCGAAGUCUUUUCUACCUAGUUCGUUUUCGAUCAAAUACAGCAGCAAAAAAUAAUGAGUAAGUUCGUAUCACAUCUUACUGGUCAUAUACUUCUAGGAUGAUCUUAAAGACCUAAUCGGAUGCUUCGUAGAAUGUAUUUGCGCCAAGAUCUUUACCAUUAUCAUCCAUUACGAUGCCAAACUGAGAAGUGCGCCUGAAAUAUAAAACGAAAUCUAUCGCUUUGCUGACCCUAUCACUUUUAUAUAUCUCAGUAUUUGGUAAAGAAGCUUAAAGCUGCGACAUCAAAUUUGUCACAUGCACUUGAAAAAUAAUAUCAGAAAGUUCAAUGAGAAGAGGCCAAGGGGAAUCUAUGACUCAAAAAACAAACAAUUCAGAAAAAGCUUCAAUAGUUGUUCUGACUCUCCGUUGUAAACGAAUGAUUUGUACGUGCGUUUUUUAAAUAGAUUUUAUCACCAAGCAAGUUGAAAAUAAAUUGGGUGUGGAUUUGAAUGGGGAUGGCAUGGUCGGUUCGGGUACGAUUUAGUUCCUGAAUAGAUAUAUUCCAUGAAAGUUUCGUUUUAUUUUUGAAAUAGGUAGUGGUCGUGGAGCUGCUGGUGGUUACCGUUCACAAGGCCAAGGAGAUGGGGGCUUUAUUAAUCAAGCCGAAAGUACCACACAUAUGGAUCUCAAUGGUGACGGAACUGUCGGUGGUAGAUCUAAUCAUCCCUCAAAUCCAAAUCAGUAUGGCGGAGUUGGAUACGCUCCAAAUUCACAACAAUCCAGUGGUGGAGGCUUGAUGAAUCAACUCGAAAACGUUACACAUAUGGAUCUGAAUAGUGACGGACGUGUCGGUGGUGGUUCUACUCAACCCUCAAAUUAUAGUCGCCAAGGCUACCAGCACUAA